AUGUUCAUUGCCCCCCACACCAUUCUGCAUCCCUUUGGCGUUAACCUGGUUGGCCAGUAUCUUCGAUGCCAUGCCCGGUUUGGCUUCCGUGCGAGCUCCGCCGAAUCAGUGAACUGGGACAAGAAGCAGGAGAGUAGCAAGAGGGGGAGAAAGAACAAAGCACCGGCUGAGACCGGAUUAGAGGUUCUUUGUGACGAUGGGUUCGGAAGCGUCAACGUGAAGGAUUACCUGGAGGCGGUGAGAGACAUGCCCAAGGACGACGGCGGGCCACCUCGGUGGUUCAGUCCCGUGGAGUGCGGCCGGCCGGUGGUUGACAACGCACCUCUGCUGCUGUUCCUGCCAGGAACAGAUGGUGUUGGAAUGGAGCUCAUUUUGCAUCACAAAUCUUUGGGCAUGGUAUUUGAGGUGCGCUGCUUACACAUAGCAGCAAGCGAUCGCACACCAUUUGGAGGGCUACUACAAAUUGUUGAGGAACAUAUCAAAUAUGAGCAUGCUUUAUCACCAAAUAGACCAAUAUUUGUGAUUGGAGAUUCUCUUGGCGGAUGCUUGGCAAUUUCAGCGGCAGCAUGCAAUCCCAAAAUUGAUUUGGUUCUCAUACUAAUAAAUCCAGGUGAGCCAUUUAAGAUGGCAAUGGUGAGCUUUCAGAAUGGUCAUUCACUUCAGGGGGCCCUGCAAAAGUUUUCGGACAGUCUUCAAUCUAUGCUAAAUUUAAUUUCUGGAAGUGGAGAUAUCUUACGAAUGGAUAAUGUUGUGUGGAAGCUCAGGCUUCUUAUGUCUGGUGCAGCCUAUGCCAACUCACGUCUUCAUGCGGUACAAGCGGAAGUUCUACUUCUUGCCAGUGGCAAUGAGAAUCUACUGCCAGUGGGAGAAGCAUACGAACUCUUUAAAACACUGAAAAAUUGCAAAAUUAGGCACUUUAGGAACCAAGGUCAUAAUCUACUCAUGGAGUAUGACUUCAAUUUGUUAACAGUGAUAAAAGGGGUCAACUUAUACCGCCGUGGCAGAAAACGGGAUGUCGUGAUCGAUUUCCUUCCACCUACAUUUAGUGAGUUCAAGAAAACAUUUGACAAAGAUUACAAACCAUUGCAUCAGUUACUGAGCACAGUCAUGUUUUCUACUUUGGAGAAUGGAAAAAUUGUCCGUGGCCUCGCUGGUGUUCCUGACAAAGGUCCUACCUUGUUUGUGGGUUAUCACCAACUUUUGGCAUUGGAGAAGACUUCAAUUGUUGAGGGUUUCUUAAAAGAGAAAAAAACUAUUAUCCGAGUAUUGUCCAACCAGUUACUCUUUUCUGAACAUUUUGGGACAUUGCGCCAGGAAUUCUCUUUGUUUGAUUCAUUCUCUGUACACGGUGCAGUACCGAUCACUCCAACCAAUAUGUAUAAGAUGUUUGAGAGGAAAGAAUUUGUUGUCCUCUAUCCGGGUGGUGUUCGAGAAGCUCUACAUCGAAAGGGUGAAGGCUACCAGUUAUUUUGGCCAGAAAAACCAGAAUUUGUAAGGAUGGCAGCCCGGUUUGGAGUUACUAUCAUACCAUUUGGUUGCGUCGGAGAAGAUGACUUCAUGGAGCUAGUUUUAGAUUACAAUGAUCAAAAGAACAUCCCCUAUCUUAGAGACGGGAUAAAAUCAUUCAAUGAAGAUCUUCCAAAUGUAAGGGCCACUGUCACCGGAGAGGAUGGAAAUCAGGCCUUGCAUGUGCCUGGCUUCCUCCCUAAAUUACCAGGUCGGUUGUACUUCCUCUUCGGCAAGCCAAUCGAGACAAGAGGAAUGGACAACCUCGUGAGGGACAACAAGCAAGCGAAUGAUCUGUAUUUGCACACGAAAUCGGAAGUGGAGAACUUAAUCUCCUAUCUCAAGAGGAAGAGAGAAGAAGAUCCCUACCGGAGCAUAGUAUCGCGCACGUUGUACCAGGCAACUUGGGGUGCUUCUGCUCAAGUGCCUACUUUCGAACCGUGA
Lolium rigidum is the source of this 1950-nucleotide messenger RNA. Its product is annotated as phytyl ester synthase 1, chloroplastic-like. The coding region runs from base 1 to 1950 and encodes 649 amino acids. Gene Ontology annotation, cellular component: membrane. The record is from RefSeq and is a predicted model, not a curated record. The transcript is spliced from 12 exons. NCBI's taxonomy places the organism in Eukaryota, Viridiplantae, Streptophyta, Magnoliopsida, Poales, Poaceae.